Molecule: messenger RNA, 806 nt
Organism: Striga asiatica
Lineage: Eukaryota; Viridiplantae; Streptophyta; Magnoliopsida; Lamiales; Orobanchaceae
Source: the annotation of a GenBank genome assembly
CAAGAUGUCACCACACUCGCUUUUAAUAAACCCUAUACUCUAGAGAGCAUUUUACUGGUGCUUUGGCUGAAGCAACUCCAUUUCUGGAUAUCAGAAACAGUUAAUCUACAAUGACGUUUAAGAGAAGGAAUGGAGGGCGCAACAAGCAUGGACGCGGCCAUGUCAAUUUCGUCCGAUGCUCCAACUGUGGAAAAUGCUGCCCCAAGGAUAAGGCAAUCAAGAGGUUUCUUGUGAGGAACAUUGUCGAGCAAGCUGCUGUGAGGGAUGUGCAGGAAGCUUGUGCCUUUGCAAUGUACACUUUUCCCAAACUGUACGUGAAGAUGCUGUAUUGUGUCUCGUGUGCAAUUCACUCUAAGGUGGUGAGGGUUCGAUCCCGAACUGACAGGAGGAAUCGUGAGCCUCCAGUGCGUUUUAGACACCCAAGGGUCAGUUUACAUAUGCCUUUGUCUCUUUAGCCAAUCUUUUACAUAUGGAGUUGUUUUUUUUAAGUCGAAUGUGUUACUAUAACUUCUAUGUUUUCAUGUACUUAUGAGUAAGCAUAUAUGUUAUCAACUUGCUUUAACUGCUAGGUGCAUAUUGUGCACUCAUACUUACCUUCACAUUCAAAUGCACAUGGGGAAACUCAAGCAUUUUUGUGACUUUACUUCCUCAAGGUCGAAUGAAUCUUGGAAUGCGAUAUAUUAUCUGCCCGUAUAUUUGAAAUGUUAAUGUGUUGAUUGAAAGUAUUUCAAAUGUUACCUUGAUUGAAUUUUGUUACAAGGAAAUGUUGUUGAGAUUGCUUAUAGCUUAUAGCUUAUAAAUGAUUU